UUGAUUCAGCAAAAACAACUGUUACCUCACAACCUCGGGGAGACCGGUGGGACUCCUGCACCAAGAAUGUUUUCCAGUUCCUUUUUUAAUGCCUUUGCUUAUAUGAUUCAGCUUUCAAAAUGAUUAGAAAACUUUUUAUUGUCUUGCUUUUGUCAUUGGUGACUCUGGGAGAAGCAAGGAAAUCAUUUCUCAGUUUUCUGAAUAUAGAAAACACUGAAAUACUAUUUUUCACAAAGACCGAAGAAACUGUCGUCGUAAGAUCGAGUUACAGAGAUAAACGGCCAAACUCCAGCUACCUCUUUGUGCGGUUAGAAGAGCCUCACAUGCUGCAGGUGGUAAACGUGACCAAGACCUUAUCAGAUGUGACAAACUUUAUCAUACACCUAGUGACACAUGAAGAAGGAGAGACAAACCUGACCGUUCAGCUGUGGGCCUCUGAAGAUUUUGGCAUUGCCUGAGGCCCAGGCUUUUGGAUUUGUGAUGACCUGCACAUGCCCCGGAGGGAGUGGAGGC
Rhinolophus ferrumequinum (greater horseshoe bat) is the source of this 513-nucleotide messenger RNA. It is a transcript of the gene SLC10A5, whose product is annotated as solute carrier family 10 member 5. Lineage: Eukaryota; Metazoa; Chordata; Mammalia; Chiroptera; Rhinolophidae. The record is from RefSeq and is a predicted model, not a curated record. Bases 120 to 458 code for a protein of 112 amino acids. The transcript has 2 exons.